Messenger RNA from Pocillopora meandrina, 18024 nucleotides. The record is from the annotation of a GenBank genome assembly. Lineage: Eukaryota; Metazoa; Cnidaria; Anthozoa; Scleractinia; Pocilloporidae.
AGAAAAUGGCGGAAAACAGCUUGAAUCUUUUAGUAACAUCUUGGAGAAAAUUCGCAAGUAGUUAGAAUUACGGGUGAACCUCCAGCGAGGUUCAAGAAUGCCUAAACCUGAAAAUAGUAAGAAACGGAAGAGAGAAAACAAGAAAGAUGAAGAUCUCACCAGGAAAAAGGGAAAAUCGAAAGGAAACGAUGAACAGACUAAUCCUAGAUUAGAGGUGGACAGCAACAAUGUCGCCAAUCUACCUUAUGAAGAACAGCAACAGAUUGAUGAUAUAGAUGAACAGUUGGAGGAAAAUGCGGCUAGGAACAAGUUAACAACGAUUAACGUGAAGAGUAUUUUGCACGUAAGACUUUUGUUGUGUGAUGUUUUAGGCACUGAAUAGUACGUAUGGUGUUUGUAAUCAGCCCCGACACUUUCUCCAUGUACAUGUGCUACGAUGAGUUUCUUUCAAUGUUUUCGUUUAAGAUACCUUUUCUGUUAAGUGAAAAUACUGAAAAAAUUGGUGCUUGGGGCAAUUUGUUCCAAAGAAGAUUAAGAACCUUUAACUACCAUUUAUUGUAUUUAUUGUCCAUUCAAACUUAAAUUAAAUUUUAUGACAGCUGUUGUAUGAGCAGUUUGAAUAAAUGUAACAUUGUGACCUUCAAGGUGGAAUAAGUUACCCUUACUGAGAUAUAAACAAUUUUCUCUGAUUCUCGAAAUUCUCUCAUCUGGUUGGUUUUUAUAUUCAUACAUCUACAGCAUGUUGUAUCAGACAAGAGAGUGCUUGCAAUGGUGAAAAGCGUGGCUGGUGAAUUUGAGAAGGAGGAGAAUGAAGUUACUCCAGGCAGUACUCCUGGAAACCCUGAUAUAGAGCUGGAUUUUGUAAGAAUUUGAAUUAAAUUUUUGUAAUAGAUAAGAAAAAUGUCAAAUUUUGUGCUUGAGAUUGUAAUCUUUUGGUCUUAACAUGGGAUAAAAUAAAAGGUCUGCUUUUUAUUGCAUGUGAGGAAUCACACCUUUAGGUUUUGGACUACAUGCUUCCAUGCUCUUCCCCUGAGCUACAGAGAGCUCUAUAGUAUUUUCUUUUUCAGAUGGUAGCCUGUAUACAUGUAGUUUACUGCCUAUAGUAGUCCUCUUAUUACCACCUAAAAUCACUCAACAUUCCUGAACACUGGCUCCUUAAGUGACUCACAUUCUCAAUUAUCAAUUUUACUUACUCUGUCAUUUUUCUUUGAACAAUAUUCCGUUGCCCAUCCAAUGAGACAUGUACUGUUAAGUAGAAUUACGUUACUUUCUUCCUUCAUACCUACUACUUUUUAAUUAUUUUUAUCAGGAACCAAAAAUGACCAGGCUAAAGAGAAAACAGACAAACCAAGGUGAUCCAAUUGCUGUUUUGGUAAGAUAUUUGUUUAAAAUUUUAAAUGAAAAAGAUUUUUAGUAAAAAUUUUUUAUAUCAAGUACCAUCAACAAGCAAGACUAGAGGUCUUCAAAAUUAGUCUCUGAAAGCACCAAUUUAGUUAAUGAUUUUACACCACAAGAGUCAUUAGCUGAUCAAACUUUGCAAACACAUUUUAAGUUGAAAAGUUUGAGUUUUCUAAAUUUUGGAUAAAGAUUGCUUUACUUGUUUGGUUCUUACCUUUCCUAUUACACUCUACGUCAGGUUACAUAGUCUUUUUAACACUACAUCUGUACAUUUCUGAACUGUUUUUCAUACCCUGACAUGGAACAGUUAAGUAGCUCUGGAGAAUCAGAAUCAUGACUUACAUGUAGCAUGACCCUGCAUCUCUUUCAUAUUACUUCAUACACUUCUGUUACAGGCAUCCCAGUCACCCAUGAAAGACUUAAGAACACAGCAGAUAUCCAGAAAAAAGGUAUGAAAUACAAGUCUCAUAACACCUGCUGUAAGUAGAAUUAUUAUGGUUAUCGAGGUAUUUACAGGUGUAUGCAAUGAAAAAUCAAAUGCUCUUGAAAAAAUACUUAGGGGCAAAGAGACUUGUUAGAUACUUUUGGAAAUUUCAAGCAAACUUGUUGAGCAUUGCAGUCAAAGUCCUGUUUGCAAAUUUAAGAUAUUAGCAUUGUAAUAAAGGUAUCGUACAGUGAUUGUCCAAAGGGAGGUUAGAUUCUUUGUCCAUGGCAAUGUCAUGUUUUGAAAUGAAUUUAUUAGGUCAUAAUGGGUAAACACUCAUAAUAUUAAAAUAAUUGUUUUGAAAUAAUUGUUAUAACAAGGUUCUCAAUGAAAAACAGUUUAAAAUCAUUUUAACCUGAAUUCAAUAUUUAAUAUACAAUAGUGGAUAUGCAUUGAAUUAUCUCUUACCAUUAAAUUUAGAAAAAGAGUUUUGAGGUGUUAUUCUCCCUAAUGAGAUACAUUUUCCUUCAAUCAUUUCCAGUACCUGCAAGAUAAAAAGCAUCAACAGUGCAACAUUGUGAAAUAUUGGCCAGUCUUUAAGUUGUAAUCCUGUUCUAUGCAGCUCUAUAAAAGGGUUUUUUAUUUUUAAUUGAGCAAGUACACACUCGUCUGCAGAGCAGCCCCAUUUCAAACUACCCAAUUGUAUUCAACAAAUAGUUGGUUUAAAGCUGAUUGGUUGCUUAUAAUUAUUUUGUUUGGGUUUACAACAUGAUUGUGCUAUUUUAAUUCCAUGAAACAUUUGUCAGUUUUCUUUCUUUUUUUUUAAUUAUUUGUUUACAGGAGAUUCAUUUCACAGAGUUGGAACUUCCAGAUUCAUCAUCUGAUGAGGAAUACAAUCCAGAGGAGGAAGAGGUAAUUGAUAAAAGUGCAUUUAUAUGUACAAUCUGCAAUAAAUGUGUAGAUGUGUAGAGAUAAGUUCUUUUCUGGUGCAGGAUUCUUGCACCAAUAUAAGCACCACUCAAAUCCUGUCUAGUGGUUUAUAGGCAUAAUGACCUACAAAAAUGUUUUAAUUCAAACUUUUGCAUGUUCUUAUGACAUUCCACAUAGGUUUUACAAAGUAAACCAAAAGAAAGAGUCAUCUGUUGAUUUGUCGAUUUUCUUUCUUUUUUUUUUUUGCAGGAUGGAAGUGAUGAAGACACGGAAAGCUGUGUAUCUUUUACAAGGUAAUACUUCACAUGUUUAUCCUAUUGCCUAUCUUCUUGAUAAUUGUCUGGAGGACUUUUGCACAUGUUUAUGGCUGGAAAAUUAUAGGGGGUUGCUUAUCAAUAACCAAAAGCAGCUUCUCCUGGUUGUCAGCAUGUGGUCAAUUCUGACCCUUUCACUCUCAGGAUCAAAGUGUUUAUUCUUAGCACUGUCUAGCAUUUAUUGUUGAAAAAUUCCAUUUCAAUCAACCUUGGGAAUAAAAGGGCUAAAACAGGUACAUCAGAAUACUCUGAGUCAUAUUCAGUGACAUGUUCUAACUGCCUUGAAGGAGUCUGCAAAAUAAUUAUUUACUGAGGGGAAAAUAUACUGAUUAGUUAAUUCAUAAUAAAAAUAAUGAUAGUAAUAAUAUUAUUGUCAAAUUAUUGUUAUGGAUGAUAAUUAUAUUACUGUAGCCAAGUUGGAAACAGGAUGGCCAAGAAUAGAAUAGAUUUUAAAGUGACGAAAAAAAAACUUGAGAAAUUUAAAUAGGAUUAAAAAAACAUUAUCAGUUGUAGCUUUAGAAAGUUGUUUGUUAUCUUUAUUUUUUAGUGACAUUGCCUCACCUCAGUUACCAAGCACACCAGAAAGGCAAAAAACAGAUGAUACAAAGGACAAUAACAAACAAUCAGGGAAAACAGGUAACACUUUUUAACUUUAUACUGAAAGUAUAAAUCAUAACUUAACACCAAGUUGUAUGAAGUUAAACAAGUUUGAAUUUAUGCAAUAAUUCCAUGAAUGAUAUGAUUGUUGGUGGCUUUUUUAGAAGGUGGACACACAAAAACUUUUUUCAUUUACUAAUAACAACUUGUCCCUUUGUGUGUGGUUGUUUUAUUACCCUCACUAACUCUGAUGCCAACCAUGUAUAUUCCUUUUCCAUAUCAGUGACAAGAUCACUAAGUAAAAAGCUUUCAGAGGAACCAUUCAAAGUUCCUUAUCCAGUGGCAGCAACUAACUCAGCUCCACCUGAUGAAGUAUGUGAUUCUGUUGGACUUAUAAACAUAAUUUUUUUCACUGUAUUUAUAUGUACACUGUAGGUCAAAAUUGUACAUGUAACACUGAUUUUAUUGUCCAGCUCUAUCUGCUGAGGCAAUCCUUAAUUCUAUACACGUGAACAGCAGGGUGAAAUAGAUAUUUUACAAUCAUGUUUAGAAAUUUGAUUUAAAGUAUGCAUACCACUCCUUUUGCUUAAAUACUAGAUGAAGGUAGAUGAAUUAUAAGGAAGAUUAAAUCAGGUCAUUGUAGCUGUUUUCCUAACUGGAUGUGGGGAACCUAAGGGAGGUUUAUAGGGGCAUUGUCAAGUACUUUUGCUAACUUGCAUGGAGGUGAGCUGUGAUUUGGUUGCUUUGGCAGCCUUCUUUUUGCAGAGGAGAUUGUUGCCCUAACCCCCCCAUCUCCUCUAUCACUUUUCAAUCACAACUCUGUCACUUUUGGUGCUAACCCUGGCUUGGUUCAAUUUUUAUAUGACAUACAUGAAGGCCUAAGCUAUCCAUUUUUGGACGUUAGUCAACUGUUUUAAAUUUUUUGUCAUCCAUUUAAGCGGUUAUGGAAACCGUUUAAAUGCUUGAGUUAGCUGUUUGGUACCCAUUUAAAACCAUUUUUCUAGACCAUUCAACAGAAAAGCAUUUAUGUCUGUUUUCCCAUGGAGGGUCACAUGUAACCACAUGGGCUAAGGGAAAAUUAAGGAUUAAUUUUGCAUGAAAUUUGCAUGAAAUUUGCAUGAAAAUUCAUGCAUGAAAUUCCAAGUGAAAUUAAUCCUUAAUUGCUCGAGGACACUUACGAUGAAGCCCUUUCAAAUGCCACCACAAAUGUCAAACAAACAUAACUGACUAAUAGAUUCAAUGAACAUUUUAUUCUCAAAAUACAGUUUACAACAUUACACAGCUUUAUUCAGUUAAAUUACAAUCAAUGAAUUAUGCCUUCUGUCUCACUGAAUCAGCAUUCAGUAAUUUUGUGAUAAGUUGUGUUGCCAGCCAAGUUUACUUUCUUUCUCUUCCUUCUGUCUCAAGGAGAUUAUUGUUUUGGAAGAAGGUGACUUGAUAGCCAAAAGAACUCGCUCCCAGCUCCCACUCGAGGACAUCCCCCUUGAAAAAAUUGAAGGUAAUGCGUUAGGGCUGAAUUUGCUCAUUUGAAUGUCUUGUUCAGUUAACAGAGACUGAUUGACUGAUGGUCUUCUGUUGUCAUUGACAGCGACAUUUCAGCCACCAGACUUCACUGCUGAUAUGUAUGACACAAUCAAGGAAGAUGAUUUGGACUUUGAAGAUAUAGAAUGGCAGAAAUGGCUUCAAGGACUAAUAAACUCAGGUACAGUUCCUAUACAUGCCAGUUGUGUUUCUCAAAAUACAAACUUAAAUGUAUGUUUACAUGGAGUACUUUUAUUAGUUUCAAAUAAAUACUUAGGCUUUGAGCACCGGCCAGAAACUUUUGGCAUGUUCUCUAUGUGAAUGUGCUUGUCCUGUUUGGAAUCUGCAUGAAACAAAUCCUUUUGACAAGCUCAAAAUUGUCCAAUGUAUUGUAACAAGAAGGAGCCUGGUAAAUGUGGAAAGGCUUAAAUCUCCUUUUUAACCUUUGUCAAUUCUUCAUGCAAAAUUCUGAGUUUAGUUUAAUAACAUCUUAUAGAUAUGAAGGGGAUGUGCCUGUCAAUUAUGCAUUUAUUUGAUUGAAGAUCUUUCCCAGUUUAAAGCAAAGCAGGACCAUUUUCAGGCUUUUAGGACAGCUCUUUUUUGUGCCAUAAUGUUAUCAAUCCCAGACCAGAGAAGUGAAUGUUUGGGAAAGGGAGAAUGAGUGGGUGUUAUCAGUAGAAGAGGUCAAAAACAACAUUUAUGAUGUUUUUGUUUUUCUUUCCAUUUUAAUUUCCCAGAUGAAGUCUGUGGUGAAGAGGAUCAUGAAGACUCUGAAUACAACUUUAUGGCUGAAGAUCAAAAAGAAGAAAAAGAGGAAUAUAGAAAUGACAGGGCUGUCAGAAUUCCGCGUAAGUGAUGUUCAAGCUUCUCCCUUCAUAAACCUUCCUUUAAAUUUGUUUAAUUGAAAAUAAAAUGAAAAAAAAGUACUGAGUUAUUGGAAGAUGGGCAGGAAGACUUAAAUAGAUGACUGAAAUAAAUGACUUAAAGAAGAGGGGAUAGAAUGUUUUCUUACUCAUUUUCACCAUGGUUCAUACAAUUUGGUUUGUUAAAGGAAAACAUUAGAAUUGGAGCAAUUUAUUAAAUAGUAGUAAGUAAAGGUAAUAGGACUUAGUGGAGUCCAAUUCAGUCUGUAAUCAUACUAUUGAUAACAAAAUCAGAUGACCACAAAGCUGGAGUCCAAUUUGUUUAUCACAAGUAUGAUUACAGAUAAAAUUGGACAACACAAAGUCUUGGUACCAAUUUAUCAUAAAAAUUGCAAUUUCUGAGAAAAGAGGAAUAGCCAAGUUCUGAAAGAAAGGGAAAAUUUGCAUUAAAAGACUGACAAAGGAGGUGUUAAUUGUUUAAUAGUUGUGAUUGGUUGAUUUAAACUACAACUUUAAUGGGAUUGGCUCAUUGAACUGUCCAAUAACAAACUGUGUGAUAAAAGUUCGUGGGAAGUGAAUAAGUGGAAAAUAGGAGUUUUUAAAACCAAUCAAAACUGAGGAAAUUGUGAUUUUUAUGAUUGAAAAUGAGAUUCAUUGCACCAAGGUUAAGUUAUCUGAAAUCUAGCUUGUCGUGGAUAUAUCUAGUAGGAAAGAGGAUAUGAAAACUUGUCUGCCUAGCAAGGAAUUUUACUUGCCCAGGGUAAUCACUUAAUAGAUUUUUUUUUUAAACCUUGUUCAAGAGUAUAUACAUAGCAGGAUCCUCAGAAUUAUUAAAACACAUAGGAAUAGAAGUCUUCAUUUUCUUUAUUUUGUUAAAAUGUUGAUUUUUAAAUGUUAGUGCAUGUGUUUUGGUGAUUUUCAGAGAAGGAAGUGAAUGAACUACUUGAAGAAUUGCUGAAAGAUGUGAGUAAACAAGUCAUGUAAUAUUGUAGUGCUCUAACAGGAAAAUUAUCAGUGACUUGAAAACAGCUGUGUGAUAUGUUACUAGCCAGGCCUGUAAAGUGUUUUAACUGUUGUUAUUGGCAUUGAUACCAUAAAUUAAAGGAGUGGUGGAGCUCACUGUUAUUUAUUGGAGUUGUGCUGUGUUUUCAUUUAAAUCAUGAAUUCAUUUAAAAUGGCAAAAUGGAAACAAUCUUCUCUUCAACAAAUAGACUCUAUGUGGCCAUGUUUCAGUGCAGAAAUAGAUCACAGAUGACAUCAAGAUGUAGUAAAAACAAAAAAGUGGCCAUAAGGAGCAGCCGAGUUUGACACUGAUCAUCUUACCACAUUUUGACCUCAUCUGUGAUCUGUUAUGCUACAGUUUCACACCUAAAUGGAAUCUAUUUGCUUUAUCUAAUGAAAUGCAAAAUGUUGUUAAUGGUGAAGUCUUGUAUGGGUCUGUUCUCCAGCAGAUCAUAAGUACAAACCAAUUAAAGCAGGUGUAUAAUUCAGCUUAUCCUACAAUGAUUUAUACCCCAUUCUUUUAUGGACUUUCUAUGUGCCAAUUCAUUUACUCCUUAAAAGUCAGGACACAUCUCCUUGAUUCACUUGACUAUGCAUUCAGAGAGGAUGUAGUUUUUUUUUUUUUUUUUCUUCUUUGAAUGUAUAGUAUGACGAAUUUGAAGAUGUACGGUGUUUAGAUGAGGAGGGUAAAGAUAUCAGUUACCUGGAACUGCUCAACGUCAGGUGAGUUUCAAUUCUGACAUCAUUCUCUACCAAUAUCAUUUAGUGCAUUCUUAUCUUCCUUUUGAUUGGUGAAGAGCUCCUCGCGUGAACUGCCUUUAAACAACGUUCUGGUAAUUUGUAACAUCAUCAGUGUUUUGGUGAAAUGAAAUUUUGUUCAUGAGUAGUAUUUUCUACCCUUUUCUUCUUUGCUACCCUAAGCAAUCUGCCAUCUCUUAAUACUGCACUGAGAUAUAAUUUUUGAUUCAUAUUUGAAAUUAUUGAAUAUCUACAGGUCCUCCAUUGAGGAAAAUGUGAAACUACUCAAUACUCAACAGUUGGAGAGACUCACCGAACAACUGCAACAGGUAGGCUCCGUUAUCAUGCUACUAUUACAUCUUGUGGAGCCAGGCUGGAGAGGCAAGGUCACUCAAUUUUCCGGCAAAUAUUAUGGGUUCACGCAGUCAGGACUGCUUCGGUUGUUUGGUGGCAAAAUCAGAAGAGAAGCAACUUUGCAGAAAGGCAUUCUUUCUUCGGCUCAACGGUAUAUUUCUAGUGCUCUAGACUAUGCUUUUAGCAGAGUAAUUUAGCUUUCUCAACUGAGUUGUUAACGUAACUUAGUCACCGUAAAGAGUUUCCAAGCUGACGUUUCGAGCGUUAGCCCUUCGCCAUUCGCUCUGACUAAGGGCUAAUACUCCAAACGUCAGCUUUGAAACUCUUUACGACGGCCAAUUUACCUCAUCAACUCAGUUGAUAAUACUAAAUUACCAUGUUACACUCUCCCACCGAUAUAGCACCUCAGUUUCUUUAGAAACUUAUCCCAUUUAUGUUCCUAGCAGUCUUGAUGCAGUCUUUAGGUGGCCAAUAUGUAAGUCGUGACUGAAUGGUGUCGAUAAGGUGCAAUCUACAAAUAGCUUCUGCGGCAUAUCUAACCUUCGUGAGGAUACUUCCCAACCCCUCCCUCUCCCCCCUCCUUUGAUUCCACAGAAUCCAGUUCAAGACAACCCUAAUGGGUUUUUAUACAAAUAAAGAGAAUUUUAACAGUUUGUGAACAAUGAUUAAAGUGAGUAGUCAUAGUAUUUCUUUUCCCUCUGGGCCAUGGCUCUGGUGGGAAAAAUAUGCAAAAGUUUGCUGUAACAAUUUACUCUCAAUUUCCUUUUUUUUUUUGAAGCAUUUGCAACUCCUGACACAGAUAAACCUGAUGGCCCGAGAAGACGAGAGCCUGCAUAAAGAGGCUGAGCUAACUCGCGAGUAUGUCAACGAACUAAAAAGUUUCCAAGACAGAGCAUCCAAUGCACAGCUCAUCAGAGGACUAGGGGAUGGUGUUGUACAUAACUCAGCAUUUACCUUCUCAGGACUGGAGGAAGCUGUUGAGUAAGGCAUUUAGUUUAAGCCUUUACCUCUUAAAAGUGGUCAUAUAUUCCUUGUUAGGUGCCAAGGGCAGCCAGUACUAAGCUUUUAAUAAGCCUGAAUGUGAAUGUGCAUGUAAUUGUGGUAGUGUAGAUCUUCGUGGUAAAUACGGUAUAAAUGUAAAUAAUGUAAAUACGGUAUAAAUACAGUAUGUAAAUACCUUACGGUAGUACGGCACGCCUUGGAUCAAAUAUCGGCUGAUGGUUGGAGUCAAAGGUCAGGUCAGGUCAGGUCGGGUUACGAAUCGGAAGGCCCUGGUUCGUGGAACUUUUCCUAGUUUCAGAAACAUGAAGUGAUUACUGAGGAGUACACCUACUCCCCUCUAUAGGAUGUCAGUCCAUUACAGAGUUAUACCCCAGCAUUUCCUGACCGGAGGCCAAAAUCUGCUGUGACACCGUUACCUGGAGCCCCUGUUCUUCAAAUACCCGACAACUUAAAGUAGAUUUUUCCUAGCCGGGUCUCAUUCAAGAUACAGAGAUGAACGUUGUGCAAUUCAAAGAGUAAAUGCAUGGUGAACAUAACUUAGUAAUCAGGUCAGAACUCGAACCCGGUCCUUUGCAGCCAGUGUGAAGUGCACUGACCGCUGGGUCACUGCAGUUAUUUUAUACAAAUUUUUCUUAAGUGAGCAAGGGAUGGGUAAUGCGUUUAGGAAGAGUAAAGAGGAGGUUAAAGUAGUGAGGAACAUUUGGUUUUCAGAAAGGGAAAGUGUAACAUUUUGCAACCUGAGUUGUUGAUGUGAAGUAAAAUCAACUUUUUUCCUACUAUCUUCCGUAAGGAUUGCAGCAAUGAUAGUGAAAUGAACUCAACAUGUUAAUUGUUGCAGAAUUGUUAACAGCGCCUAUGUUACAAAGCGAAGAACCCCAAGUCCUCGAAAAUGUAACGUACCCAAAAAAGACGGCAAAGCUGCUGCCAAGAAAGCUAAACGCUCGAAACUUCUCACGGACGAUCUUCUCCCAUCGCCAUCGGAUACCAACAUCCAGAUGAUGGCCACUUUUAAAAGUGUGUUCCGUUUUAUUGAGCUUCUUCCUCAUCAUAACCUGUUACCAAGAACGGGUGACACGCCUAAGCAGCUGAAUGGACUCAGGGUGAAGUUCUCUGACGCUGAAGACAACCUUUUGGCUCUGGGUAUGAAGCAACAUGGUAAAAGGUGGGAGCUUAUCCAAGAACACCUGCUGCCAGUCAAGAGUCCUAAACAACUGCAGAUACGCUGCAAAAAUCUGCUGUCAGCCCGUGCUCCAGAGAACAUUGUCAAGUACUACCGUAGAAACAAAGUGCUGUGGGAAUUGCCAGUUAAAAUCAAAGUGUCUUCAGGUAAAACUGAGGGUCAUUCCGUAAUAAUGUUUUGCACAUCUUUGCUGCGCAUAUUUUCGCACGCAAAGCUCGACUUUUCUCAAAGUCUUGGCGACCUAAAUCAUAACAUGGACGCCAAGAAAAAACACUCGUUGAAACUCGUAGUAGAAGAAUGGCGAAUUUCUAACUUCUUGCGGGUAUGUUGUAGUUGGCAUGAUAAUCUCUCUGCGCAAGGUAGGUCGAACGUGGUUUGUGGAUCAUUGCUGUUAGACUCUUACUUAUCCUCGUUCCUUUCGGGAAAUUUCCAAUUGAAUGUCAAAGGUAUGCAACCCAACAGAACACAGUGACCCGGGCCGAGGCUGGAACCCAGACCUUUCAGUCCAUAGUCCAGCGCGCUAACCAUUGGGUCACGUCCUUUGCGUUUCCCAUAAUUCCACUAGUAACACUGACUGCAAUAUGAAUUGUUAGAAAUUAUUUUUUCAGAAUCUAGCAGCCGUCGACCGCGUGGGAGGGAGUCAAUGGAGCCUGAAUGGCUGAUUAAUUAUAAAAAGAAGCAGAAGGAGCGGCGUGAAAGUCAAGAAAGGAGAGAGGCCCUGGCCAUUCAGCAGAGCCUGGAGGGUGCAGCUUAUGGCCGACCAAUUGCACCUAAACUCACCGGAGGAACGUGUGCUUUGGCGUUGCCGACUGUCUCGCCUACUGGAGAGCAGGGGAAGGUGACUUGGGUGGCUGUACCAAGAAGUGUCAGCCCAUGGAAUGUAGUGACGCAAAUGAAACCACUUGAAGAUGUGUCUAAAGGUGGAGAUUCUUUGCCUGAACCCAACGUGAUAAGUGCUUGUACAUCUCCAGACGUUAGGUAGGUUGUGUAAUUGAUAAGAUCUAUUAUUCCUUUUAGUAUCCCAAGAGCUUUUCUGAGUAAAACAUUGUAGUAAUGAUUAGUGGAAGAUUUGUCUGUAUUCUUAACUGAUGGUUUUGUUUAGGUCGAGGAUGCGUUUGUCCUCACAUUUUUCAUGGUAGUUACCUCAUUGUUUCCGGUCUGAUAGAGCAUCGAGACUAGCGUGGAAUCACUUUUGUUCAAAGCCGUUGACCCACUAGGCGACUUUUUUCUUGCCGAUUGCGGCGGUCGGCGAAAUUAACCAAGUGCACGCGGUACAGAGAGAGCAUAGAGCUUCCCUUACCAGACAUACCAUAUAACGGCGAUUUUUAGACGCCUUGCCCGUUCCGGCGAUGUUCCAUCCAGUGAGAUUACUCAAGGUUUAGGAGUUACGACACUCAAUCAAAAGGCGUUCAACUACAGUGAAACCAUUCAUCUGAUGAUCCCAACUGAAAUGAGUAAUUUUGUUUGUGUCCGGGUUAUGUUUGGACUCUGUGCUUUUACUGCAAUUGACUCUUCAUUUAUUUUGGUCUUUUUCUACAAUCUCGUAGUCAGGUUGGUAUUACAUUUAUGUAUUUUAUCGAUUUUAUUGUAGUAUCUGCCAUGAGAGUGUCAGUCAAACAAUUGAGAAUCAUGCGCCAUCACCAGCUGUAACAGAAGAAGCAGAAGCCGCUGAUGAUGUCAUGAAAACCACCUCACCAGUGAACGAGGAAACUGUUGAACAAACACAAGGCAUAGCAGGACAAGGAACAAGUGUUCCUUCUGUAGAACGUGAUCUUCAGUCUGCGAGUAACACUACGAUUGUGAAAGAGACUAAUGAAAGUAACAAAGAGAAUGUCUUGAAGGAAUCAACGGAUAAGGCAAUUUCGGAGACUGCCACUAACAAGCCUGCUACAACGUCCAAGAACAAGACAUCGCGUGACAAAAACGGAGGUGGUGUGACUGGUAGUCGUGUGACGUCAAAGUCACACAUCUCUGGGUCUGAGAGCGGAGGAAAUUCAGUUGGAACGUCGCGUAAACCCACUCCAAAUUCACAAGCGAGCUUGGCGGGAAAUUAUAUUCUGGAACCUGAUCCAAAGGUAAAAAUAGCACAGAUAAUGUCGUGUUUACUUUGUAUACGUAAAUCUUCCAUGCAAGGGUUGCACGGGAAGAUUUACCAAUGGGAUGCUCGCACCAAAUAGUUCUCGUUUGAAAUUCUUCCUCAGUGUUUAUUUUAUCCCACAAUAGAUUUGUUCAAGAGAGCAACAGAUCGUAGGCGAGAACACUGAUGAUUUUUUUGGAGGUCUUUUAGCCGUGGAAUGAGCAGGAUGUACUUUUCUAUGUCCUAACUUAUGUGAGUUUUAUUUUCUUAUUAUUUCAGGUCAUAAACCGAGCACAUGCAUUUGCGGAAAACUUUUUAGCCAAAGUUAAGGUAAGAUUGAAAGGAUUUAGAAUCCUCAGUUUCAUACGACGUAUUCCUCUCACCCUUUACACUCUAACUUCAGUAUGCGUAUUCUCCAUAAUAUUCUCUAUAUAUUUUCCUAACCUGCUGACAAGGAGAAUUUGGUUAACAAUCAAGUACUUCUUUAUUUGGUGAUCAUCUCCUUUAUUCUCUUGACCUCAAUGUUCGAUUCAGGGGUGAUACUGAUGGGAGAAAUUAGAUGCUUAUCACUCUUAGGGGUUAAAGGGUUAAGCUUGAUUUUGAUAUCGCUUAUGAAGAAAAUGUCGCUGUCUUUGUAAUUUUUCUCCCAUACAACAGGCGAUAGAACUCUCUUCUUUGUUUAUUUUAGAAACAGCUCGUGGAUGAUUCUGCAACUUAUGAGGAAUUCCUUCGGACACUUGCGACGUCUUCUGCUGAGCAAUGUUCACCGGUCGAGGUAUGCUUCACUGCUCAUAGCUUAGCGGACAAAUAACCGUGAAGCACACAAAACUGCCAGUUGCGCAGGGUAUUCCAUAAUCAGUAUCAGUCUACAGUAGUGUGAAAUUGUUGAGCUGAAUUUUUUCCUGUCAUUUACUUUGUAAUGAAAAUAACCUGAAUUGAUCAGUAAAGGGAAAGGAUAUUGCUUGAAUCUAAGCAACAAUCAGCUUUCCUUCAUUUUUGCUUGAUUUUUCUCUUAUCGAUUUUUUCUUCCAGCUGUACAGGAGGAUUGAGGUAGUGCUGGCUCAGUAUCCGGGUCUUGUGGAGGAUUUUGUAGGAUUUCUAGAACCUCACCAAGCGGUGGAAGCAGGCGUGGUGAGUUAGAUGUUUGACUUUUACCGAAAAUUGACGACGUAGGCACGUCUUCGUUUAUGAACAGUGUCGUCUUCAUAGUUACAUGUAUGUUUCUUUAAGCUGCCAAGUGGGAGACAUUGUGCCCCAACAGUGAACGCGCCGGGUUCUGGGUCGAGAAGUCUGGGUUCGAGUCCUGGGAGGGUCGUUUGUAAGGUUCUAGGAAGGACACUUUCUUGUCACAGUGCCUCUCUUUACCCACGAGUGUUAAUGGUUACCGGCAAACUGUCAAGAUAACCUGACAAACUGUCAAAGUAACCUGGCAAACUUUCAAGGUAACCUGGCAAACAGUCAAGGUAAUCUGGCAAACUGUCAAAGUAACCUAGCAAACCGUUAAGGUAACCUGGCAAACCGUCAAGGUAACCUGGCAAACUGUCAGGGUAACCUCACUUGUAUAAAAGUAGUAUGGGCCACUUAGUUUGCGUGCACAACUUGUAGAUAUGAAGCGCACAUUCAAACUGACUAACAACGUUUUUCGUGUGUCGUUUCGACUUAUGACUAUUAUUUAUUCGCAUUGUAUUAUUUCCUUCUCAGUUUAUGGCAAACUCGGAGUUUGUGAGGGCCAGGACAUUCCUAAGGAAGUUAGAGGUAUCUCUUAAGUUAUAUUUUCCUUUCUUGUAAUUACAUCUUUGUUUUGAAAAUAAACCGAUCUUGUAAGUAGGAAUUUAUUUUUCGGUCUUUCUUAGGGACAUAAGGAUUGAAUAUUCUAAUUAAGUAUGAAAUAUAUUUUUUAAUUUAAAGGUGCACUUCCAGCGGAGUCCUUCACAGUUCAGGAAGAUCAUCAACGCUUUUGAUUCAUGGAAUAAGAAAUUAGUGAAAGAUCCUUUGGAGGUACAUCAGAGUAAACUAUUUUGCUUUGGAGAUAUAUUUAUUAACCAAACGUAGGCUACUUCGUCCAUGUAAAUUUUGUUUCAGUGUUCCACGUGUCUCUGCUGGCCAUCAUCGAAAGUCGCAGCAUUCGUAGAUUUUCAUAUCCCAUGUUUCUCUUUGGGGCUCCGACCCAGUCUCUGGCCCGCAAAAUUUUCAUGGUGCAACAAUCAACUCUGCUGUUUUCAUACCGUGUAUGAAUAAAAGCCUGUACAGAAGCAAAUCGCUGAUUGUUCUUCUUUUUUCCACGAUAUUGUAUGGACUUGCCCCUAUGUUGUGUCGUGUAAUAUGCAACCCGGUUAUUGUACACAGAGUAGAAGUGUCAUGCGAUGUUGUUUCUACCGUUUCAGUUACGGCAAAUCAUUAUUCCGAUGUUAAAAGGACAGGUCCACCUUAUUGAAGAAUUCUACUCCUUUUUUGAUGACUUGAAACCGCCCGUGUGGUAAGCGAUUGUAUGACCUUAUAUUUCUGUGUAGUAAGGGAUUGUAUGACCCUGUAUUUCCGUGUGAUAAGGGAUUGUAUGACCCUGUAUUUCCGUGUGAUAAGGGAUUGUAUGACCCUGUAUUUCCGUGUGAUAAGGGAUUGUAUGACCCUGUAUUUCCUAUUUUAGACAUAAAAAAUACGUUGUAUGCUCUUCCUUUCAUUUUUAUAGUUCCGACGACGAUUUUGAGGAAAUUGAAUUUGGAAGUGGAAGUGAACCAGAGGUAUAGUAAAAAGUUCGUAGACUUCAGUAAAGCCAAAAAAAAAGUAUAAAAUGAGAAGUAAAUUGCACUGGAAUUCUAAUUUUGUUAUUUGUAAAGUUUUCUGUAAACAGAUGAGGAAGAUCGACAAACGUAUCAGUUAGUGGUGUGAUCUUGAGUUAGAAAUAAACUAUUUUACAUUGAAAUAUAUAGCACUUAGAAGGGAGAAUUUGAAUUCAGAUCUCAGGAGGGAGAACGCCUCCCCAACCAUCCAGUGAAAGGAUAUGUGUUACUCAAGAGGACAACCUAUGCCCCUCUAGGAGUGAGAAUAAUAACAAAGCCGUGCUUUGUUUCCUAAGGUGGAUGACUUUGAGGAAGUAGUUAUACCAUGCUUUAUGGAGCCUAAGAAAAUCAAAGGCAGACCAGCCAAGGGAGACACUCAGCAAAAAAACUCGAACUCAAGAAAGGCAAGAAAGCCUUGUGCGACGGCGAAAGGAACAAAACAACAAGGAACUGUAAACAAACAAAUGGGGAACAGGAACAAAGCCAGUCAAGCGAAAACUAGUAACACGGGCGGAAAGGAUCUGUCAAAGGCGGAGGGUAAACAUGACAAUCUCACAGGGAAAAUUCAAGAAGACAAUGCAGCGAAAAAUGUGAAGCCUUCCUCUGAAAUGUCGGCAAAUACAGAAUCGGCUGAGGAGGGGAGUGGAAUGGAUGAGCAGAGAGCUGAAGUGAGCGCACUUGAAGCACCUCUUUCUGUCACCACAUCACUACAAUCGGAAACUAGCAACGACAGCUUCCGCGGAGAGGAAGGCAGCUCCAACAAUCCCGACUCUUUAAGCCUCGAACAUGAUGUACAAGGCGAGCGGAGAACCUCCGAUAGCGAGGAACAAGAGGAUGAUGGGAAUUCCGACAUAGAGCACGACGGGUACGAAGAGGAUGACGAUGACGACUUUAUGUAUGGUGACGAUAUCGAUGGCGACGUCAUCAAGAGUGACGUAGACGCCGAGGCAAGUGGAUGCGAUAGCGAUGCUGCAAAUGUUGUUUCUGGUGGUGCUGUGGUACCAGCUAAGAAUCUUCAACGUAGUCAAGACGGACAAGUGGUCCUGCUGUGGACAAAGUGAGUAAUUUCUUUUCUUUUUCAGUUUUGUCGUACUGCAUUCUUUGGUUCUUAGACCUUUUAAAUUUUCUUUUGGACUCAAACAAAUUUGAGACUUAGGGGUUUUAGAUUAAAUCGCGCUUGAAUAUUUUUGUCCUCAUCCACUCGGUUGCAAGGAGUGGUUAAAGUCGUAUCAAAUCUUUAAUGUGAUUAAGAGACAGAAAGCAUCUUAUCCCUCCUUUGAAUUAGCAUAAUCUAGUCUCUGAUUCAUGACCAACUGGCUAUCUGAUUUCACCUUACAUUUAGAGAGUGAAAUAUUAGGAAUGACUGAUCUUAUUUUCUUCAACUUUCUUUAGGGAGGAAGACAGAGUGAUAUUACAGACGUGCCAAAAGAUGGGUCCUAAACCUGAAACUUUCGAACGAAUUGCAAAGGGAUUAGAAAAGAAAUCAGCAGAUGAGGUGGGUGUGCGGACUGCUGGCAUUUCUCGUUCACUCUUCAGCCCCUGAGGACUUAAUAUAGGAUAAAACCACGUAUUUUGUUCAAGCAGCGAAAUUUCGCAGAAUUUCUCACUACGUUAGAAGGAAACUCUGCACACGCUGGUUCUACAGACUUGGACUGUAUACUUUCGGUUAACUUGACUUUAUUCUUCACAAUCCAACAUUACACGUUCUGUCUUUCGACCUAACUCAAUCCCAUCUUUUUUGAGUUACAAAAAUGCUAUGUUUUAUUAGCUACGGAUACACACACCCAGAUACGUAAGUCUGGAGUGGUAAGAUAAUUUAAGCUAACUUGACAAAGUUCCAGUUUUGUUUUACACAUUCUUCAAUGAUUCGUGGCCACUAAUUUUCUGUUACAUCGGCUUGCUCGACAAUCAUAGUGUUAAUCUACGCAUGCGGUUUUACUAGCGACUAUUUGAUUAAAUACAUCAUUGUUUAGUUUGUGAAGGCUCGAUCACACGAUGCCAGUUAAUACUUCCUUUGACAUUCCACAAAUCAAUGUUAGCGACAAGAAAUAAUAGCUUACUUAACCAACUACUAAAUAUACUGGAACAGGAAAACUUUCUUAUGAGCACGUGCAAACCUAUCACGACACGAAACAUUUAUCAGGAAAGAAACGAAAUAUUUCCAAGUUAAAUUUGAUUUUCCAGUGACAGUACCCGGUAACUGAUGUCUUCGAAAGUAAUACCGAACCAUUCAAAACAAGAGCACUCAACACGGGCAAUUAAAACAAACAGUUUAAGGCAAUCAACAAUGAAUAACAAAACAUCAAGAGCAAUCCGCAAAAUAUGUAAGAAUUGUAUCCCAGUCCUACGCAGCCGCUCUUAGGCUCGUCACAUAAUUAUUCGUCCCUAUCACGCCUUCGUAGGGAGGAAAAUUGCGUGACGAGCCUGAGAGCCUGUUCGCCUAGGAGGCUACACUACAGCAAAGUUUUCAAGUUACCACGGUAUGAUGACCAUUUUUUUGUACUACUUGCAGGUGAAAAAGCGUUUUAUGGAUCUACUGAAUCUCUUUAAGGCUAGCAGUGGAGAAGGAAAUAGAGAUUCAAUAAACGAAGAUUCUUGUAGUGAGGAGGAAGAAGACGAUGACAGCGAAACUGUCGGUGAAUCAGAAGGAGAACAGCCCCGUGACUAGCGGUGUCACACUUGUAUUUAGUAACGCAAUUGAGGGAGGGAACUCGUCACGCAAUACGAUUUUGUUGAGCUGGCAGCUAUCUUCCUAUGUAAUGUGCAACUGAGAUAAAGCUAGUGAUGGGAACGUAUAGUCCAACGAUUGUAAGUUUGGUGAAUCUGAAAGAAAAUUCAAAAUACUCC